GAUUGUUUCUUUUGCUAUGUAGAAGCUCUUUAAUUAGGUCCCAUUUGUCAAUUUUUGUUUUUGUUGCAAUUGCAAAACCAGUAUUUGAACCUGGAUCGUCUGACUCCAGAACCCACCCUGUCUCCACCAUGCCAGGCUGUCUGCAAGGUCCUUAUUGGUUCUCCAUGGCAACAGGGAAACAGCACUGAAGCUUCUUACUAACGUGGUCCCAGGGCCUCUGCUUGCAUUCCUCUUUUUCCACACGCUCUGCCGAGCCUGGAUUAUACCUUAGGCCGUGGGAAUCAAAGGCUGGGUGGUACCAGGCUGCUGGAGCCUUCUGUGUGGCUCUGGAGUCAGGAAACUAUGGAGAUUUGGAGGGAGACACAGGAAGAGAUGACUCGCUGCUUAUCUGAGAAGUUCGGACAAAGCUGCCACUUGUGACCAUACCUUGAAUAGGGAAGAAAUGGCCAGGUAGACCAAACAUCCUCAGAUGGGUUACUGUAUUUCCCCCCCAUUUCCCGCUGUUCCUCUCCAGGGUUAUCUAUUACCUGGGGAGAUCAGCCCUUACCUGACACCUCCUAUUGUCAUAUACCUGGUGAACAUAAGGGCCCAUGUCACAGCUGCCCUUCCCACCCUGCCACAUGCUCUGGAGAACUGGACUCAGCAGCUCCUAGUCCACAGGAGAGAAGGCUGGGGCAGAGCCGGGGCAGCCAGGGGAGGUCAUAACCACAUGCCCACCUGGUCCCCAGCUCUUGCUUUUACACCCAUGCCCCGCCAGGAGACAGCAGUUCUCCACUGGCCCUAUUUACAGAUGAGGACAUGAGGCUCAGAGAGGUGCCGUGGAUGGCCAAGGUCACGAAGCCAGGGAGCUGCAAAGGCCCGGGACAGCUGUGUUUUCAGUUGGGGUGGUAUUCUCUACCUCUGCCCCCCAAGAGCUGAGACCAGUUACCCCUGCUGGGGCAGGGUCCUCACUGCUCCACCCACACUCAUCUCUGCCCUGAGAGCCCCAAUACAGGUGUCCAUAGAAUGGGAAAGGCUGGCACCCUUCAAAACACGCAAGGAGUAUUGGCUGAGCACUGCCCAGCUGGUCCCUGCCCACCUUCCGUGGGAAGCCCACCUGGGCGAGUUCUGAGAGCCUUCCCAGUGCUGAGCUGCAAAGAAACUUGAACCCUCUGCCCGUCCACUGCCGAGGGGACACGCUGACCAGGAUGGAAGCUGGGGGACUGGGUGUGGGGAGAAGCCACCCCACUGCAGGGGCUGGGGCUGUCCAUCCUUGUACUCCUGGUUCCAUCCCAGUGCCUGAGACAUGGGAGGUUCAGGGGAAUGUGGUCAGAUGCUGGGUGAAGCUCUGGGAGGGGCUCUGAAUGCUUCUGCUGGGAAGUCCUAGGGCAGCGGCUCAGGUAGGGUCUUUGCUGCGAGGGAACACUCACAGAGUCUCUGGCUUUUGUGAAGUCAUGCCUCCAGAGAAGAGACACUUCUCCUUUUCAUUCCUUAAACGGAAACAAUAUUUGUCACCUUUUCUUCUCUGAGGCCUAAAGUGAUGGCAGAACGCUGCUAGUCCCACUCCAAGCGUGUGGACUCCACAGCGGGGUUUGGGGUGACCCUGGCAGGCCUGGACGGUCUGUUCUGUGCUUGCUGGUGGACACGCUUCAGCCCUCUGUCUCCAUUGCCCCAAAUCUGGCUGUGGCUCCUGGGCCCCCACCAGCGUGGAGGGCCGGGGUGGCCCCAGGAGCCCCUGACCACCAGCGUGGAGGGCCGGGGUGGCCCCAGGAGCCCCUGACCACUGGUGGCUUUCUUGUCUCCAGCCACGCUCCUUCCUUCCCCCAACACCCCACCGCCGCCGCCUCCUCACAAAGAUGGCUGUGUGCGAAGGGACUGUGGCUUCCCUGGGCCCUGGGAAAUUUAUCACUGAGGUUCCAGAGGACUCUAUGAAAAGGAUUUGGAGGAAAAGUGUGGAAAAUAAACAAGCCAGUUCCCAGCUCCGCCUCUCCUGAAUGCCGCAAGUAAACAACCACCUCAGCGGCCAACCCGGGAUGUUCUUAUUUGGCCUCUGUGGUUACACCUGCCCCCUCCCCGCCCAGCCCCUCCUCCUUGACUUCGAGAGCCUCAAAAGGCAGGAACACACCCUCCACUGGCCAGUGCUUGUGCUGCAGGGACGCUGGUGGCCGGGCACAGGGAGAACAUGUAUGCGGGACAGAAGACAGCCGGGGGUCCCAGCUCAGCCCCGCUCCCUCUGAGUCAGUCCCAAGCCCAGGCCCUGCCCAGCAAGCAGACGGUGACCUCUUGGUUGGUUGGACGAGGGUGUCCCCCACCUGAAGACGACAAGCCAGGUCCUGAGUGAUGCCCCUGAGCUGAGUGUCCAAGGCCAGCCUGAGGCGCCCCCUGUCUUUCCCCAUGGAGAAAGGACUCACUUUGCCCCAGGACUGUCGGGACUUUGUGCACAGCCUGAAGAUGAGGAGCAAAUAUGCCCUUUUCUUGAUUUUCGUGGUGAUAGUUUUUGUCUUCAUUGAAAAGGAAAAUAAAAUCAUAUCAAGGGUCUCAGACAGGCUGAAGCAGAUCCCCCAAGCCCUGGCAGAUGCCAACAGCACCGACCCAGCCCUGGUCUUGGCUGAGAACGCAUCUCUCUUGUCCCUGAGCAAGCUAGAUUCAGCCUUCUCCCAGCUGAAGAGCCGUCUCCACAACCUAAGCCUGCAGCUGGGCGUGGAGCCAGCAGUGGAGGCCGCUGGGGAGGAAGAGGAGGAGGGAGAAGAGGAGGAGGAGCCGCCCAGACCGGCCGCGGCGGGGCCCCGGCGCCACGUGCUGCUCAUGGCCACCACGCGCACCGGCUCCUCGUUCGUGGGCGAGUUCUUCAACCAGCAGGGCAACAUCUUCUACCUCUUCGAGCCGCUGUGGCACAUCGAGCGCACGGUGUCCUUUGAGCCGGGGGGUGCCAACGCUGCGGGCUCGGCCCUGGUGUACCGCGACGUGCUCAAGCAGCUCUUCCUGUGCGACCUGUACGUGCUGGAGCCUUUCAUCACGCCGCUGCCCGAGGACCACCUGACCCAGUUCAUGUUCCGCCGCGGCUCCAGCCGCUCCCUGUGCGAGGACCCCGUCUGCACGCCCUUCGUCAAGAAGGUCUUCGAGAAGUACCACUGCAAGAACCGCCGCUGCGGCCCCCUCAACGUGACGCUGGCCGCCGAGGCCUGCCGCCGCAAGGACCACAUGGCCCUCAAGGCCGUGCGCAUGAGGCAGCUGGAGUUCCUGCAGCCGCUGGCCGAGGACCCCCGCCUGGACCUGCGCGUCAUCCAGCUGGUGCGAGACCCCCGCGCCGUGCUGGCCUCGCGCAUGGUAGCCUUCGCCGGCAAGUACAAGACCUGGAAGAAGUGGCUGGAUGACGAGGGCCAGGACCAGCUGAGGGAGGAGGAGGUGCAGAGGCUGCGGGGCAACUGCGAGAGCAUCCGCCUGUCCGCUGAGCUGGGGCUGCGGCAGCCCGCGUGGCUGCGGGGCCGCUACAUGCUGGUGCGCUACGAGGACGUGGCGCGCAGGCCACUGCAGAAGGCCCGCGAGAUGUACCGCUUCGCCGGCAUCCCCCUGACCCCGCAGGUGGAGGACUGGAUCCAGAAGAACACGCAGGCGGCCCACGACGGCAGCGGCAUCUACUCCACGCAGAAGAACUCCUCGGAGCAGUUCGAGAAGUGGCGCUUCAGCAUGCCUUUCAAGCUAGCCCAGGUGGUACAGGCCGCCUGCGGCACCGCCAUGCGCCUCUUCGGCUACAAACUGGCAGAGGACGCUGCCGCCCUCACCAACCGCUCGCUCAGCCUGCUGGAGGAGCAGGGCACCUUCUGGGUCACGUAGUGGGGGCCGGGGCCCUGUGUGCCCCUCCUGGUGAAAGGCCUGCCCCGCCUUUUUGCCGCAGCCCUCGCAGACGGCGGGUGCGCAGCGUGGUGAGCGGGCAGAGUCUCCUGUAGCAGUAGGGCCCCUAGCCAGCGCUCCCACCGCAGCGGCGGCCCCAGGGUUAAUCGUGGAGAACAUGACAGUGCCCCAACCCCUUGAGGGCCAUCACACCCAGACCCAAGGGGCUGCAGCCUCCAGAGCAGGCCCAGGCAGGCCCGGGCCUGUUGGCAAGCUUCAGUCUCACACACACAGAAACAUUCGUGCCUGGAGACCCUGCAGGCCAGAGUCCAAAUAUUUAAUAACCAGAAGGAGCAAGGCUCUGACCAGUGGCAGUCAGACCUCCUGCUUUA
Messenger RNA from Sapajus apella (tufted capuchin), 4202 nucleotides. RefSeq names its product carbohydrate sulfotransferase 3 (gene CHST3). Lineage: Eukaryota; Metazoa; Chordata; Mammalia; Primates; Cebidae. The coding region runs from base 2374 to 3813 and encodes 479 amino acids. Gene Ontology annotation, cellular component: Golgi membrane. The transcript is spliced from 3 exons. Gene Ontology annotation, molecular function: N-acetylglucosamine 6-O-sulfotransferase activity; chondroitin 6-sulfotransferase activity. The record is from RefSeq and is a predicted model, not a curated record. Gene Ontology annotation, biological process: N-acetylglucosamine metabolic process; carbohydrate metabolic process.